GUGUUUGGGCCCACGGUGACUACUGUAAAAUCAACCCAAAGACAGGAGGAAUUGUCAUGCUUGGCAGAAGCGAUGGAACUUUGAACCCCAAUGGUGUGCGUUUUGGGAGCUCGGAGAUCUACAACAUUGUGGAGGCCUUUGAGGAAGUGUCCGACAGCCUUUGCGUUCCACAGUACAAUGGGGACGGUGAGGAGAGAGUGAUCCUGUUCCUGAAGAUGACGCCCAACCAGUCCUUCGGCCCGGAGCUGGUACACAAAAUUCGCGGAGCCAUCCGGAAAGCCCUCUCCGCACGCCACGUACCGGCGCUGUUCCUGGAGACCAGAGACAUUCCUUACACCCUCAGUGGGAAGAAGGUGGAGGUGGCUGUGAAGCAGGUGAUCGCUGGGAGGGAGGUGACCCAGAGAGGGGCCUUCUCCAACCCGGACUCCCUUGACCUCUACAAGAACCUGCCAGAGCUCCAGAACUUCUGAGAACUUCUACAGUACACAUGAAAAACAAAAAACGAGACAAAAAAAAAAGACAGUUUCCCCAGAAACUCUUGAACUCUUGUCCAUUUGAAGAGGAGAGGAGCUGGGUCAUUAGGUACAGACCGUUGAAUGGUGGCCCUGGCUUCUCGUCCUCCUCUAACUCUUCAGUGACCUCCUGACCUCACAUGGCCAUCCCAUUGGCUCCCUCUGGGUUCAGGACUGACCAAAAAAAAAAAGAAUAAAAAAGGAAUCCAGCAAAAUGCGACGUAGUAACAUUGACAUCCCCCAUUGCCCUUUUGGGAAUGCCUUUGCUUUGGCUUGUGUAAAUUUCUAGAUGUUCCUCUUUACGGGACUGGAGAUUUGCUUCUCACUGCUUGUGGUGUGGUGUUAACGUCGUGGCCUAACUUAUUAUGAUAAAACGAAGGUGAGUAAGUAUGGACCUGSCAAUGGGACCCAGGUGUUUUUAAAAGAACGUUGCCUUUUUGUUUGUAUAGCUUUAUUGCUAUUAAGGGAUGAGGGAGUAGUGGUGUUGAAAGAUCAUUUUGACAUUCAACGUUUUAAAAAAAAAAAUCACAUUUUAACUGUUACCUUUUUUAAAAUUGUGAACACAGCCAGUCAAUCUUCAAAACAGAUUUAAAUUUAAAAAAAAAUAGCAUCCCUUCCCCCACUUCUUUAACACAUUCUAGUCCCGCCCACCUGCUAGUCCCACCCACACAAACGUCAUUAAGUUUGUUGCAAAGAAGAGCGUUGGUUAUUAUUACUCUGGUUAUUCACCCGUAUUCAUGGCAGCUCCUCAGUGGGUGGAAGAGAGACACUUUCUGCCAAAUGACCAAUGAAAUGGCUGUGAUGAAUACACAGCAGAUUUUAGGCAAUUAACGAGCCCCCUUGAGACUUCCUGGUUUUAUGUUAUUACGGCGGUCACAGCUGAGCUGGUGUUAUACUGUAUGGGGGUUACCCCCCCCCCAUAGAGUAAGGCUUUGUUGUUUAACUCUAAAAUAGAUUUUUAGACACUACUGAACGCUAGUCAUUGGCACUGAGAUGUUCCUUGAUUUAUUUUUGUUUUUUAGUUCGUUUAGAGUAAAACACGUGUGUAGAUGCAUGUCUCCAAACAGCUAUACUUAUCUCUUGUUGUGGUGAGCCAUGAAAUCACCUCAGUUAAACAAACACUAUUGAUGGUGUUGUUGUGCUGUAGUCGGUUGACCAAUCACUACACUAAUUCUGCAUAAAAUAGUCAAAUCAUCUGUUUUCCUUCGACCCAUCAAUGCAGUGCAAAAAGAACACUUUCCAUUUCAACCAAUCACCACACAUUUAGCACAUAAUAUGUUUCAAUCAAGCCACACGUCAACAAACGUUUUUUCCCUCGUCAGCGUAUUUUCACCACAAGUUAGACAACGUCAUCGACAGUUACCGAUAUGGACAUCGUUCCAAAGUGACCUCGACAGAGACUGGGUUUGGUUUAAGACCCACGUAACUUGUGUUUAGGGUGGGGGAGCUUCCAUGGUUUUACUACAGGGUUUUACUCUCUGUUUAGGGAAUCAACAAAGCACUUAGGUCACAAAACAUUAAUUCUCUUUGUCUACGUCCCAAAUGCCAUCCUAUUUCCUAUAAAAGUGCUCUGCAUUUGACCAGGAGUUUAGAGUGCCAUUUGGGACGGAACCCUCCGUCACAUUCCUGAGAAUAUUCCAUUUAGUCUUCCUUCAUCUGGUUUCUCUCAUUUUGUUCUACCUUCCUCCAAGAAACAUAUCAUGUCUAUUUSAAUGCGUUCAAUUCCUCUAGUCUGUUUUGAUUCAUAUAUUUUAAUAAGCUACAACCUUUUUUUUUUAUUUAAUGUUUUUUUUUUUUUUUGCGUAAACAAUUGUAUUGCUCCAUGUAUGAUGAAUGUGUCAUUGACUGUGAUACAGUAUAUGGAGAUAUAUAUAUAUAUAUACGGAUAUGUAAUGUGUUCUUGUACCGUGGACUACUUUGCAUUGUCCCUGUAACCAAUAAAUGGACAACGAUGCAUAUUCUAUUCAAUACGUGUUGGUGAUCAAAUAAAAUGUAACAACUCUUAA
Molecule: messenger RNA, 2518 nt
Organism: Salvelinus sp. IW2-2015
Lineage: Eukaryota; Metazoa; Chordata; Actinopteri; Salmoniformes; Salmonidae
Product: acetoacetyl-CoA synthetase
Biological process (GO): positive regulation of insulin secretion
Molecular function (GO): acetoacetate-CoA ligase activity
Source: RefSeq, a predicted model, not a curated record